CGGUAAUUUUGCUCGAAAUAUGUCACGAAAUUUUGUGAAAGUAACAUGGCCACGGCUUCUCAGUACUGUUUUUUAUCCGAAGUCCAAGAUGGCCGCGUUGGGCUGCCAGGAAAGCGAUGAUAGCUCCGUCAAUCUUUCAAAAUCACCGGUAUUUACUAACGAAACAACGGAAAACAUAAACGAUCAAGAUACUUCAGGAAUUCCUCUCCAGUCCUCGUGGACCUUUUAUCUUGACAAAGCGGUUCGAGGCACAACUGCUGAAGAGUACAAAGCCAAAUUGAAGAAAAUUUACACCGUUAAAACCGUGCAAGGCUUUUGGGCUGUUUACAACAAUAUACCGAAGCCGGAUGAAUUGAAGAUUACCUACAGUUAUCAUCUCAUGAGGGAUGGAAGACUCCCGAUGUGGGAAGAGGCUGUCAACCAGAAUGGCGGAACUUGGAGACUGAAAUGCUACAAACAUGAUACAGAAAAAGUUUGGAAGGAAGUAGUUCUCGCUGCUAUUGGCGAACAAUUUACGGACAGCAUUGCCGAAGGUGACGAGGUUUGUGGCAUCACUGUAUCCAUCAGGGAUAGGGACGAUCUCGUGCAGAUAUGGAACGUAAACAAAGAUCUAGUCAACGAAGCUACCGUUUUACAAAAAGUGCAUCGGCUCCUUCCGGAAAUCGACUUUCAAGCUGAAUUUUAUAAACCUCACCAGUCGCACCACGCUUAUAUGCGUCACUGAACAUGAAAAAUAUAUUUUUUACACAUACUUCCAAGUCUCCAGGCUAAUCGAUAAGGUAAAAAAUACGUCCGGAUUCAACGAAAAAAUAUCUUCGUGGAGCCCAAAAUGGUUAAUUGACCAGCUGUAUUGGACUUUCGAUAAAAGAUCACUUUUCAAAAAUUUGAGCAACGUCUCUAUAACGGCUUGCAGCGUCCUUUGUUUUGUAUACCGCAUAUGUUAAGAAGCGAACGCUUAUUUUUGAAACCAUGUGUUUUCUAUGAUGCGUUAUUUUUUAAAACACGUAUUGUCGCAGCUUUUCAGCUUUCGGGUGCCUUCGAGAACAUAGUUGAAUACAAGUCCCGAAACCAUUGCUUUCAGAAUAAUCUCUAUCUUCGAGACCGAUUUUCAAGAAGGAUUUACUAAAUCGCAUUGAUUGCAUAUAUCUUUACUUUUUUGAUUAAGAAUUCUCCAUGAAUCAAUUAUGGCUUAGAAAUCGGAAUGUCAAGAAUUUAAAUUCCGAUGAUCUCUUAAAUCAUAAUUAACAAUCACGAUUUAUAUAGGAAUGAGAAUAACGAAAAAUGUAUGCGACAUUAAUAAGAAAUAAUAUAAUUGAAGUCAGUUAUAAAAUAA
Molecule: messenger RNA, 1333 nt
Organism: Venturia canescens
Lineage: Eukaryota; Metazoa; Arthropoda; Insecta; Hymenoptera; Ichneumonidae
Product: eukaryotic translation initiation factor 4E type 3-like
Exons: 7
Coding region: 20-724 (234 amino acids)
Biological process (GO): translational initiation
Cellular component (GO): eukaryotic translation initiation factor 4F complex
Molecular function (GO): translation initiation factor activity; RNA 7-methylguanosine cap binding
Source: RefSeq, a predicted model, not a curated record